CGAUGCUGCGAUACGCUAUAACAAUACAGUCGUUAACCCGAUCGCCGGCGGAGCUUCGUUCCUGUAGUGUAAUUAUUUUCGCUCGCGUAUCCGCGUCGUAAACUUUUCCAACUCGCGAAAUCAUUUUAUAAUCUUUAAUCUCAACCAAGUAGCUAAAUUUGUAUCAUUCGAAAGUACGUAAAAAAAAACACCAAAAAAAUAAAAAUGUCCGACGAUACGGACAGUGAUCUAGACCGUACGACCGGAACUCCCGAUCCGUCCGAUGUGUUAACUUCUGAACGUGCACCGAUCCUGGAUGAGCAUUUAGCCGCCACAUUCAUCUCAAAGUAUCACAAGUUCAAAGGCCUUCUCGAAGAUAACGAACAAAUAAAACUAAGCGAAUUUACUCUCGAAGAGGAUUUCGAAGCAGCUGACACAGCCCUGAGCGAUAUUUAUGCGCUCAAGUUGACCUAUCGGAUACCUAGAGAAAAUACCGAUCGUAAUGUCGAACUUAUUGUCAAGCAAUUACCUCAAGAUCCGUUUGCCAGGUUGUUCGUCAAAGAGGCUCAGUUCGAUUUACGCGAAAUUAAAUUCUAUACUAAGGUAGUACUAGACAUGGCCGACUUCCUGCAAGACUGUUUACCAGAUCAAUCUCCAGAGAAGCAACUGCCCAUACCAAAGUGUUACUACCCGAUCGGCGACGACGACUUGGACACGUCUGUCGAGACCAUACUAAUCCUCGAGGAUCUAAAGUCGCACGAUUACCACAGUCCUGAUUUCUCUCAAGGUCUUUCACUCGAACAAGCCACCCUGGCUUUGGAGGCUAUAGCCAAAAUGCACGCGUUAUCUUUAGCCAUGAGAAUACGUAAAAAUCGAAACCUCAACGAACUCUACCCGUUCUUAUUCCAAACCGACAAAGCGACCGAUUCGUAUCAAAUGCUAUUAGAUCGCGGACUCCCACAACUGGCCGCUUUCCUCGACAAGAAACCCAGCAUGUCGGAUAUCCUCAAGAGCAUCACGAACAUAGGACAAGAGAUGAAGAACGUCAUCUCAGCCUUACUCUCACCCAAAGGUCCGGUAGCCUUACUCACUCAUACCGAUUUCUGGUGCAACAAUUUACUCUUCAGGGGCGAUACUCGUCACUGUAUUAUUCUAGACUGGCAAAUGGUUACGUACAGCAGACCAACCAACGACGUAGCUUUGUUAAUCAUUAGCUCAUUAGCCAGUGACCUGAGACGUCAGAAUACAGACUACCUGCUGGAUAAAUACUGGCAAGCUUUUAUCGGAUUUGGCUUAAAGCUCGAUGUCGACGUAGAAGGCACACUCGGCUACAGCAGGGCUGAUUUUCAAGAAGACUACAGGAAAUCGCAACUGCUCGCUAUUUUGCUGUGUAUAGGAUCGGUAGAUGUAGCAUUGGGAAAUGCGUCCGCAGAGCAACGUCUCACUGAUGUGCUCAAGGAUCUAUACGCUGAGCAGAUCUUUUCCCAGCAGACCAUCGCGCAAUGUUUAGCUUCUUAAAAGUAAAGCAUCAUUUUAGAGUAGACAAAACCGAGCUACAGGGAGAAAAAUUUAUUACACCGGGAUGGCGAAGUAUUUCUGACAUUUUUUUUUCAUCUCUCUGACUCGUUCGCUCGUUCUCGUCUUAAGUAUACAUAUUUAUGUAAUAACAAUUCUUUCCUACGUGAAGUAUGUAUGCUCUGUUUAUAAAAUGUACCUGCUACCUACUACCUAUCUCUGAGAAUGAUUAUUAUACAUUUUGAACAGUCUACUACGUUUUACCACGCGUCUGAUAUUCUUUAUUGUAUUUUACUUCAUUAAAUAUACGAAAUAUUUAAUUUAAGCGUACGUAUAAAUGUAUAGAUCGCGAUUGAGGCAUUUUUUUUUCGUUUUUUUGUUCGUUUUAAUGUGUGCAAAUUGCAUGUAUUUUUUUUUCAAAUGCAUAUCAACGUGUAUUAAUAUGUAAUAUUAAAAGAAUACCUAGUUGAAAUAUAUUAUACAAAUCCGAGUUA
Messenger RNA from Planococcus citri (citrus mealybug), 1988 nucleotides. RefSeq lists its product as uncharacterized. Bases 205 to 1497 code for a protein of 430 amino acids. The transcript has 2 exons. The record is from RefSeq and is a predicted model, not a curated record. Lineage: Eukaryota; Metazoa; Arthropoda; Insecta; Hemiptera; Pseudococcidae.